AUGGGGGCCUCACAGUGCACUUGGGAUGGGUGUACUGACACCAACGGCUCGAUUUUGAGAGGCUUGAAGAGGGCAGCUGGCGGUUCAGCGGCACCUGGGAGACCGACGGCUACGCCGUCGGUGCCAAGAAGCGGAGGCCCAGCACCGACGUCCGCCCUGGCGACCCUCCGCCCCCUGCGCCAAAGGCGAAGCGCGGGCAAGAGCGCGGGCGAGAUGGGGCGACGCAGGACCAGGGCCGCCGGAUUACGAAUGAGUCCUGCAGUUCAGCGUGAGGAGUUGCCGAGCAGGGACAAGAUCUACAUGACGUUGGGGAUUGACCCAGGCCGCAAGGACUUCCUCACGGUGAAGGACAUGCACAACAACCACGUGCGGUACACCGCCAAGCAGCACUAUGCUGAGGCAGGGAUUUACAAGUUCACCAGAAAGGUGGCGGCCUUGCAGGCCAGCGCCCCGGACUUCGUGAAGCGCGCCUACAAGUAG
Messenger RNA from Auxenochlorella protothecoides, 480 nucleotides. RefSeq lists its product as hypothetical. The record is from RefSeq and is a predicted model, not a curated record. The transcript has 2 exons. Lineage: Eukaryota; Viridiplantae; Chlorophyta; Trebouxiophyceae; Chlorellales; Chlorellaceae. Bases 1 to 480 code for a protein of 159 amino acids.